Acomys russatus (golden spiny mouse) is the source of this 1919-nucleotide messenger RNA. RefSeq names its product cytochrome P450 4A12B. The transcript is spliced from 13 exons. Lineage: Eukaryota; Metazoa; Chordata; Mammalia; Rodentia; Muridae. Gene Ontology annotation, biological process: kidney development; lauric acid metabolic process; arachidonate metabolic process. Gene Ontology annotation, molecular function: iron ion binding; arachidonate monooxygenase activity; alkane 1-monooxygenase activity. Gene Ontology annotation, cellular component: intracellular membrane-bounded organelle. The record is from RefSeq and is a predicted model, not a curated record. The coding region runs from base 2 to 1534 and encodes 510 amino acids.
CAUGAGUGUCUCUGCUCUGAGCCCCACCAGGUUCCUGGGCAGCGUCUCUGGCUUCCUCCAAGUGGUCUCCGUGCUUGGCCUGCUCCUGCUGCUGUUCAAAGCUGUCCAGUUCUACCUGCACAGGCAAUGGCUACUCAAGGCUUUCCAGCAGUUCCCAUGCCCACCCUUUCACUGGUUCUUUGGGCACAAGUGCCUUUACAAGGUAGACCAGGAGCUGCAAGUUAUUCUAAAACAGAUGAACAAUUUCCCAAGUGCCUAUCCACAGUGGAUCUGGGGGACCAAAGUGCGCUUCCAAGUAUAUGACCCUGACUACAUGAAGUUGAUCCUGGGGAGAUCAGACCCCAAAGCUCAUGGUUCCUACAGAUUUCUAGCUCCCUGGAUUGGGUACGGUUUGCUUCUGCUGAAUGGACAGCCAUGGUUCCAGCACCGACGAAUGUUGACCCCGGCCUUCCAUUAUGACAUUCUGAAGCCCUAUGUGGGAAUCAUGGCAGACUCUGUCCGUGUGAUGUUGGAUAAGUGGGAACAGAUUGUUGGCCAAGAUUCCACCCUGGAGAUCUUUCAAUACAUCACCUUGAUGACCCUGGACACCAUCAUGAAGUGCGCCUUCAACCAUGAGGGCAGUGUCCAGUUGGACAGAAAAUACAAGUCCUACAUCCAGGCAGUUGAGGACCUGAACAACCUCUCUUUUUUUCGCGUGAGGAACUUCUUUCACCAAAAUGACAUCAUCUACAGUGUAACUUCUAAUGGCCGCCAGGCCAACAGUGCCUGGCAACUUGCUCAUGAUCAUACAGACCAAGUGAUCAAAUCAAGGAGGGUUCAACUUCAGGAUGAGAGAGAGCUGGAGAAGAUUAAGAAGAAAAGGCGAUUGGAUUUCUUGGAUAUCCUCCUGUUUACCAGAAUGGAAAACGGAAGCAGCUUGUCUGACAAGGACCUGCGUGCUGAAGUGGAUACAUUCAUGUUUGAAGGCCAUGACACUACAGCCAGUGGUAUCUCCUGGAUCUUUUAUGCUUUGGCCAUGCACCCUGAACACCAGCAGAGAUGUAGGGAGGAGGUGCAGAGUCUCCUAGGAGACGGAGCUUCUAUCACCUGGGACCACCUGGACCAGAUGCCCUACACCACCAUGUGCAUCAAGGAGGCCCUGAGGAUCUACCCACCUGUACCAGGUGUGAGCAGAGAGCUCAGUACACCUGUCACAUUUCCUGAUGGCCGAUCUUUACCCAAAGGUGUCACAGUUCUGCUCUCCUUUUAUGGCCUUCAUCACAAUCCGACUGUCUGGCCAAACCCAGAGGUAUUUGACCCUUCUCGGUUUGCCCCAGAGUCUUCCCGACACAGCCAUGCAUUCCUGCCCUUCUCAGGAGGAGCAAGGAACUGCAUUGGGAAACAGUUUGCCAUGAAUGAGCUGAAGGUGGCCGUAGCCCUGACCCUGCUCCGCUUCCAGUUGCUGCCAGAUCCCACCAGAGUCCCAGUCCCCAUCGCAAGACUUGUGUUGAAGUCCAAGAAUGGGAUCCAUCUGUGUCUCAAAAAGCUCCAAUAAUCUUCGCAGAGCAAAGACAGCUCCAAUGGCAUGCUGCCUGCCAUCUUUCUUCCUGUCACUCACUCUUGUCCCUAGUCCAUCUGCUUACAUCCCUUUCUUUCUGCUCACCUUGUUUAUUUCCACCCACCUUCUGCCGUGCUUCCUAUUUCCUUGUCUCUUGGUCAUUUUUUUUCACCUUCUGGGAUCCCCAGCUGCUUUUCUCUCUACCUGCCUCCUACCUGACUUCACGUCUGACCUUCCACCUUAAUGAGCUCUCUGACUUCCUUUCUGCUGCUCAUCUGUCCUUAAAUGAGCUUAACCCCUAUGCCAUAAAUGACUACAAUAGAAGUAUGUGCCCGUGUGGUUUUAAAUAUCAGACAUUUUACAUCAUUUCACUGGAAUGAAG